ACACUGGUUAGUUCUGUUUUGAAACGCAUCCGUAUGUCACAUUAUCAAAUAAUUGCUUUUAAAAUGUGGUAAAACCAGCAUUGAAAUCUUCGUAAAAUAAAUCAUUGCUAACUUGGUAAUAGACGUAUGAGACACUGUAGACAGCCAAGUAUAUUGUUAUUUUGGAUUGAGUGUAUUAUCUUGAAAUCAUGUUACAUCGUUUUAUUUCUGCGGUAUUUCAACCAUUUAAACAAGGGCUAUUCUUGGCUCAGCCUCCCAGUUCUAGUCUAGUAAAGCCAGAAUCUUGUUUACUGUCUUUAGUACGCACAAAAGUACGCUGUUACUUUCCUCGUCCCAAUGAAGUAAAAAGAGUUCGUCGGCAUGGCUGGGAAAAAAGAAUGUCUUCACAAAAUGGUCGCAGGGUAAUUAUGAGAAGACUUCUAAAAGGACGUCAUGUACUUACUCAUUAAUAUUUUUUCUAUAAUAUGAAGAGUAAAAAUAUAUAGUUAUAUUAACAUUAGAUUUGGAAAAUAAACCAUACAGUUUUUUUUA
Messenger RNA from Pieris brassicae (large cabbage white), 531 nucleotides. RefSeq names its product 39S ribosomal protein L34, mitochondrial (gene mRpL34). The transcript has 2 exons. The record is from RefSeq and is a predicted model, not a curated record. Gene Ontology annotation, cellular component: mitochondrial large ribosomal subunit; ribosome. NCBI's taxonomy places the organism in Eukaryota, Metazoa, Arthropoda, Insecta, Lepidoptera, Pieridae. Bases 189 to 449 code for a protein of 86 amino acids. Gene Ontology annotation, molecular function: structural constituent of ribosome. Gene Ontology annotation, biological process: translation.